AUGGAUCCCUAUGUAUCCAGGACUCUCCAGUCACUCACCAGCAGCAAGAUCCAUGAAUUGGAAAAGCACCGUACCACCUACGAGGCUCGCAAGGCAGAGACAUUGGCAACUGCGUCUAAAUGUCAAACACUCCGAGAACGGGUUGCACAGCUUCUCGUGGGAACGAAGAAGCUCUCCCAGGGCGCGGAGUCCGACAAUGAAAUUGCCAAUAUUGAACAUUGGGUAGAUCAAGCUCGAUUUGACUCAACAAUUCCAUCGGAAAAGCUGGAAGGGUUCGAGACACAUCUGCGUGAUAGGUUGGAUGCGUACAGUCGCAAGUUGAAUCUGGCGGAUUUGUAUUCGCGUCUUCUCACCGAGUGGAUGAACCCUCCUUCAAAGAAUGAGGAUGCAACAAAUCAUCCUAGUGAAGAUGAAGACUUCGAGAUUGUCGACGAGCUGCAAAAGGAGAGACUGAAGCAGCUAUGCGAUCAGUUUGAGGUUAUGGUUUUCAAUCCCUGUGAAACAAGCCCAGACGAAAUAACUGCGUUUCUACAAGGUCUCUUUGCCGGAGAGAUUGGUCUGAAAUCUUUGGAAAGUCUUCGAUCCAAACUCAGCGCUGAAUCGCAAUCAAUCUGGGAUCAAAAGGACCCUUUCACGGUUGAAUCGCUGUCCCGAUGCAUCCGGGGCAUUCGAACUGAGGAGAUCGUCAGCGAGCAGAAGCAGCAGACACUGAAGCAUUUCUUGGACAAUAAAGUUGUUUUGAAUGAAAUUGCCGAUGUACUCAACAUGCGAUACGCCGACCUUCGGAACUGGGACUGGCAUGCCGAUAGUGAAGGUGUUCCUGUGCUUCCACGUCAGCAGCUUAACGGCAAAUACCGAAUUUGGAUGGAUGAUGACGUUUUAGAAACAAUCUUCGUCGAACACAUUUGCAUGCGACUUUGCAAGAUGCUUAAGGAUAUUUUGAAGAUGUUCAUCGAGGAAGAGCAAGCGGUGUGGGACGUUCCUACGAAGCCAAGAAUGACUCGUCGCGACCGGCUACGUCGAAGAUAUUAUUGUGGCGAGCAGUGGGAUGGCGGUCUGGAGGCCUGUCGAAAAGCUGAAUUUCAGAAGGAUUUCUUCCUUACGGCACUUCCAGACGACGAAAGGUGCGGUUGGAAUUACGAGGAAGAUGGGGAUGAACACGUUAUGGAGCAAGAAAGAAAGAGUGUCAAGCAAAUGUUGCUGAGAAAAGUCGUUACCGAAACCCUUUUGGCACGUCAUCUUCAUGGCGAGGCUGUCGUCAUUCAGUCAGAUUUACAGUGGUACGCAACCUCGAUCCCACACAGUACGGUCUAUACUGCCCUCAAAUUCAUCGGAUUCUCCGAGGAUUGGGUCGAGUUCUUCCGAAAAUAUCUCGAAACUCCGUUGAACAUGGAUAAAUCCUUCGAGGGACAUGACCGGGUCGGGCCUCGCAAACGUAGAAGGGGAAUUCCCAUUGCACAUGCCUCUGAGAAGAUUAUUGGCGAGUUGAUCCUCUUCUACAUGGAUCUUGCUGUAAGACGCGAGACUGGGGUUCUUCUAUAUCGUCUUCAUGAUGAUAUCUGGCUCUUCGGAGAACCCCAGAGGUGUGCGCAAUCAUGGGAGGUGAUGCAGAGGUUUGCAAAUAUCACCGGCCUCGCGUUAAACAAAAGCAAGACGGGAUCAGUGUAUUUGAGUAAUCAGAUCGAUCCUUCAAUUGCCUCGCGAUUGCCUCCCAACUCGGUGAAAAUUGGCUUCUUGAUGUUGGACCCUUCUUCGGGCGACUGGGUUAUCGACUAUUCACAGGUUGAGACUCACAUUAAUCAACUCAAGACACAAUUGGACCAGUGCAACAGCUUGCUUUCAUGGAUACGAACAUGGAACAGCUGCAUUGGCAGAUUCUUCAAGAACACCUUUGGUGAGCCCGCAUACUGCUUUGGGCGGCCACACAUCGAUGCCAUCCUUACCUCAUAUGAGAAAAUGCACAAAGCCAUAUUUGGGAUCAAGGAUAAUUGUGGAGGCACUUUGACUGGAUACCUCAAAAAUGAGAUUAAUCAUCGCUUUGGCGUGUCUGAUAUUCCGGACGCUUUUUUCUUCCUUCCUGAAAAACUGGGAGGGCUGGGUGUGAGAAACCCAUUUGUCUCGAUUUUCCCGCUCCGCCAGCACUUGCAGAACUCACCCAAGGACCUAGUGGGAAUUUUUCUCAAGUCAGAGCUUGCUGAAUACGAUACGGCAAAAAAGAAAUUUGAGAAGAAGACUCCGAGCCAGCGGAUGAGACUUUUGGAAAGGCUGAGACUUGAAACCUCGUCCGAAGAGGAAGUUGCCUCAUCGCGUGAGAUGCAUACAUUCAUGACCUUUACCGAAUGGACUCGAUUCCGCGAUGAAACGAGUUCCAGUCUGACUGCCUUGUACCAGCAGUUCAUGGAUACUCCUGGCCAAAGAUCACCUGGGACCACAGAGAAAGUUGAAGCGGCGUUGCGAAAAGCCCAGGAAGAAUUUGGCCUCCAAUGUAUUGAUGCCGAAGGCAAGUGGAUCUUGUACAUGUAUGCAGAAGAUCUUCUGACCAAGUUUGGCGGUUUAAACCUGGUGGACAAACAGUACUUGCCCACAGGAGUUUUGGACAUGGUCAAAGAAAAGAAAGUUAGGUGGCAGAUGGUUUUAUAA
Messenger RNA from Penicillium subrubescens, 2640 nucleotides. RefSeq names its product reverse transcriptase. The coding region runs from base 1 to 2640 and encodes 879 amino acids. The record is from RefSeq and is a predicted model, not a curated record. NCBI's taxonomy places the organism in Eukaryota, Fungi, Ascomycota, Eurotiomycetes, Eurotiales, Aspergillaceae. The transcript has a single exon.